CCUCUCACAACCCACGUGAAUUCUCUUCUCUUAACAAGAUGUGUUGCAACUACGGCAACUCCUGUGGCUAUGGCUGUGGCUAUGGCUGUGGCUAUGGCUAUGGCUGUGGCUAUGGCCCCUAUUAUGGAUAUAGUUAUGGACCUGGCUAUCGCUAUGGCUAUGGUUGUGGCUAUGGCUAUGGCUGUGGCUAUCGCCCCUAUUAUGGCUGUAGUUAUGGACCUGGCUAUGGCUGUGGCUGUGGUAUGGGCUAUGGCUGUGGAUAUGGCUCCCGGUAUGGCUGUGGAUAUGGCUGUGGAUAUGGCUCCUACUGUGGGUAUGGCUCCGGCUGCUAUGGUUACCGGCCAUUUUGCUAUAGAAGAUGUUAUUCUUCUUGCUGUUAGAACAUCACCACAUUGUCCUCUAAAUAAGAGACAUCUAAUGGAAGGCUGAAUCAAGGAUUCAUACCUCACAUUUUCUAUAUCCAGGAAAUUGCAUGCUUCACAGAGGCUCACACCUCCAAGCAACAUUUCUAGAAUGGCAUCCUGUGCCUCAAGGCCGUGUGGUAUCAUCUGACUGUUUUCUAAAUGUUGGUGUUUAUUCCUUUACUCUGGAUUCUGUCAUCUGACUGUGGCAACAAGCCUAACACCCCACAGUUGGGCAAAUUCCUUAUUCUCAAUAAAAAUGAUUCUUUGCUUCUAAUAUA
This is a messenger RNA of Neofelis nebulosa (Clouded leopard), 682 nucleotides long. Its product is annotated as keratin-associated protein 6-2-like. The record is from RefSeq and is a predicted model, not a curated record. The transcript has a single exon. Bases 39 to 380 code for a protein of 113 amino acids. NCBI's taxonomy places the organism in Eukaryota, Metazoa, Chordata, Mammalia, Carnivora, Felidae.